AUGCAUAUCUACCGCCGACAGGCCAGAAACCUAGCCUGGUAUGACUCGGAAGGUGAACCAUCCAACCACAACCCCUUCAAGAAGUUCCGGGCGCGACCUCGUCGGUCGAACUCGAUCCAGCUCGAAAGCAGACUCGCUCCCGUCCGUUCCGCGGGCGAUGUACAUCUAUCUGAGGACCGUCGUCGGCGCAGAGACAUGACAGAUGGACUGACGGGUCCCGACCAUGCUGAUACGUAUCCCCCUGAGUCAGCGGGGACUGAUGACCAUCUUGGCCAGGUGGAUAGCGUGGAGAAAGCAGGUCCCGAGCCGUCCAUGCACAGUAGUGAACCUAUCAAUGUUUCGUUCUCGGAUAAUCCCAAGGAUGGGGAUGGGAACGCUCGAAAGAGGAGAACCCUCCUGGGUAGGUUUGCGCAUUCUGCGGCUGAUGAGCCGAGUGAUUCGUCCGACUCGGUCAAGGGUCGCGAUAGACAGAAGUUCACUCUUGUGGGUCAGCUUAAGGCGACGGUGUUCAAUUCCUGGGUGAAUGUGCUCAUUUUGGCUGCUCCGGUGGGAAUUGCGUUGAAUUAUGUGGAUGUCGACCCGGUGGCUGUCUUCGUGGUGAAUUUCAUCGCUAUAAUUCCCCUCGCAGCGAUGCUCAGCUACGGAACAGAAGAAAUCGCCAUGCGAACCGGAGAAACCAUCGGUGGUCUUCUAAACGCUAGCUUCGGAAACGCCGUCGAAUUGAUCGUAGCGAUCAUCGCUCUCGUGCAUAAGGAGUACGAUAUCGUCCGAACCUCCCUGAUCGGGAGUAUGUUAUCGAAUCUGCUGCUCGUCAUGGGGAUGUGUUUCUUCUUCGGCGGUGUCAACCGUCUCGAACAGCAUUUUAAUCCAGUUGUCGCCCAGACGGCGGCCAGUCUUCUUGCGCUGGCUGUGGCGAGUUUGAUUAUUCCUACUGCGUUUCAUCAAUGGUCACAGGCGGGUGGUACGGCAGUCGCUCAGCUGUCGCGAGGAACCAGCGUUAUCCUCCUCGUCGUCUACGGAUGUUACCUCUUCUUCCAACUAAAAUCCCACACGGAGAUGUACAACCAACCCAGUCCGAAGGUGGAAAAGCGUCGUCAGAAGAUCACCGGCGGUGACGCCAGUCGGGGGAUUGCGCAGAUCGGAAAGAUGAGCGCGACGAUGGCGGGUCAGAACGCGCAGCAGAUGCAGCUGCAGGACCCGGAGGACGAGCCCGAACAGCCGCAGUUGAGUAUCUGGGUGGCGUUCCUGACACUGGGGAUUUCCACGGCUUUCGUGGCGUUGUGUGCGGAGUUCAUGGUCGAUUCCAUCCAUGCUCUUACGGAGCGAGGGAACGUCUCGGAGACUUUUGUUGGGUUGAUUCUGUUGCCGAUUGUGGGAAACGCGGCGGAACAUGCCACUGCGGUUACUGUGGCUUGUAAGGAUAAAAUGGACUUGGCGAUCGGAGUGGCGGUGGGUUCGAGCAUGCAGAUUGCGUUAUUGGUGUUGCCGCUGAUUAUUGUGCUCGGAUGGUGUAUGGGGAAGGAUGAAAUGACUCUCUAUUUUGAUGCGUUCCAAGUGAUUCUGCUCUUUGUAUCAGUUCUCUUGGUGAAUUAUCUGAUUGCCGACGGAAAGUCACAUUGGCUGGAAGGCGUUCUACUGAUGAUGAUGUACUUGAUUAUUGCUCUAGCGUCUUGGUUUUAUCCCACCCAGGACGGUAAGCAAGUUGCAUAG
Messenger RNA from Aspergillus tanneri, 1710 nucleotides. RefSeq names its product hydrogen/calcium exchanger domain-containing protein. Gene Ontology annotation, cellular component: fungal-type vacuole membrane. The record is from RefSeq and is a predicted model, not a curated record. The transcript has 13 exons. Lineage: Eukaryota; Fungi; Ascomycota; Eurotiomycetes; Eurotiales; Aspergillaceae. Gene Ontology annotation, molecular function: calcium:proton antiporter activity. Bases 1 to 1710 code for a protein of 569 amino acids. Gene Ontology annotation, biological process: calcium ion transmembrane transport; intracellular calcium ion homeostasis.